Vigna angularis (adzuki bean) is the source of this 2417-nucleotide messenger RNA. RefSeq names its product BTB/POZ domain-containing protein At1g67900. The transcript has 4 exons. The record is from RefSeq and is a predicted model, not a curated record. The coding region runs from base 327 to 2225 and encodes 632 amino acids. Lineage: Eukaryota; Viridiplantae; Streptophyta; Magnoliopsida; Fabales; Fabaceae.
UGCCCAUAGCAAGUCUCUCGGUUUUCCUUUUACAUUGGAACUUCAUACUCUCUCUCCUCCAACAUAACUUCUUCAUCUUCUCCUUUUUCUUUUUCUUUCUGUCUAAAGAGUUUUUCAAGUCUUCCAUUGAGGCUCCUCACACUUUGAGUUUUCACUUGGGACGUGGGAAAAUCUAUUAAAAGCGAUUAUAAUGGAAGAACAUUUCAUGUAGAUGCUCUUCUACUAUAUGCUCUAUUCACUUCUGGUUUUUUCAGCAGUUCUGAAUUAUGCAAGGAAGCAGUCCAGAGUAAUAAGUGAUUUAGCAUAAAACAAAUUGAGAAACAGUCAUGAAGUUUAUGAAACUGGGAUCUCGUCCAGAUACCUUUUACACUGCCGAGUCUGUAAGGACAAUCUCUUCUGAAGUUUCAAGUGACAUCAUAAUUCAAGUUAAAGGAACUAGAUAUCUUCUUCACAAGUUUCCGCUAUUGUCCAAAUGUUUGCGCCUGCAAAGGCUGUGCUCUGAGAGUUCUGAUUCUCCUCAGCACCAAAUAGUCCAACUCCCUGAAUUUCCUGGUGGGGUGGAAGCAUUUGAGCUGUGUGCCAAGUUCUGCUAUGGCAUAACCAUCACUCUCAGUGCAUACAACAUUGUAAGUUCGCGUUGCGCCGCGGAAUAUUUGCAGAUGACUGAGGAUGUUGAGAAGGGGAAUUUGAUUUACAAGCUUGAUGUUUUCUUUAAUUCUUGCAUCCUUAAUGGCUGGAAGGAUUCCAUUGUGACUCUACAGACCACCAAAGCAUUGCCUUUGUGGUCAGAGGAAUUGGCAAUUACCAGCAGAUGCAUUGAGGCCAUUGCCUCGAAGGUCUUAAGCCACCCCUCAAAGGUGAGUUUAUCACACAGUCACUCCCGGAGGGUAAGGGAUGAUGUGUCUUCCUGCAAUGGAACCGAAAGUCUGAGACACAAAUCAGCAAGCAAGGGAUGGUGGGCUGAGGAUUUAGCAGAUUUGAGUAUAGACCUGUACUGGAGAACCAUGAUAGCUAUCAAAUCUGGUGGCAAGACACCCUCAAAUCUCAUUGGUGAUGCAUUGAAGAUUUAUGCAUCUAGAUGGCUACCGAAUAUCAGGAAGAAUGUGCAUGCCAAGAGGGAGACUGAAUCUGACUCGGAUGAAGAUUCAGAUUCCGCGAGUGAAGCAACUUCAAAGCAUAGACUGCUUUUGGAAUCGAUUGUGAGCUUGCUUCCAGCAGAAAAAGGUGCUGUUUCUUGCAGCUUCCUUCUUAAACUGUUAAAGGCAGCCAAUAUUCUCAAAGCUUCGGCUUCUUCAAAGGUGGAAUUGGCCACAAGAAUAGGACUUCAACUGGAGGAGGCCUCGGUUAAUGAUCUUCUAAUACGCUCAGUGUCUAGGACAAAUAAUAUGAUGUACGAAGUGGACUUGGUUAUGACCAUAUUGGAACAAUUUAUGUUGCAAGGUCAGAGUCCACCAACCAGCCCUCCAAGAUCAAGGUUGACCAUUGAAAGGAGAAGGUCUCGUUCGGCAGAGAACAUUAACUUCGAGUUCCAAGAGAGUCGGAGGUCCUCCUCAGCUUCUCAUAGCUCAAAACUGAAGGUGGCAAAGCUAGUGGAUAGGUACCUUCAGGAGGUUGCCAGGGAUGGGAAUUUGCCUCUCUCAAAAUUCAUUGCUCUUGCUGAAACUAUACCAGAUUUUGCAAGACAUGAUCAUGAUGACCUGUACAGAGCAAUUGACAUUUAUCUAAAGGCACAUCCAGAGCUGAAUAAGAACGAAAGGAAGAGACUAUGUCGAAUUCUAGACUGCAAAAAGUUGUCUAUGGAAGCUUGCAUGCAUGCAGCACAGAAUGAGCUACUUCCCCUAAGGGUGGUUGUCCAAGUUCUCUUCUUUGAGCAAGCACGAGCAGCAGCAGCUGGUGGCAAAGUGACUGACAUGCCAAGCAACAUCAAGGCAUUACUCACCGCUCAUGGCAUUGACCCAUCAAAACACACAGCACCAUUGAGCACCACAACAAGUAUACAUGCUGAUGACAAUUGGAGUGUUUCUGGAUUCAAGUCACCAAAGUCAACAAAGAACCCAACUCUCAGAAUGAAGCUAGCUGAGGAUGACUUGGAUGCAAAUGUUGUGCCUCGUGAUGAAAUUGGGAGAACUUCUAGAUUUAAGGGUCUACUUGCUCUUCCUACUCAGCCCAAACGCAUGUUUAGCAAGUUGUGGGCUACCAACAGAACUGCCACCGAAAAGAAUUGAGUAAAUUUUUUCGAUUUUUCAUGAUGGGGAUGGGAAAUUUAGGGGGUAACAUAUACUAUAUUUUUCUCUUUUGCAUAAGGUCCUGUAAGUUAUAACAUGUAGGGAAAAUCAGCGAAUCCAAAUGUGCAUUGUUCGUGUAACCUAUAAUAAUAAGAAAUGAGAAUUUUCACAUGAGGGGAAAUCUCUUUGGUA